UCUUGCUAUCCUCGUUGCCAACAUCUCCCUUUCCGACAAACUGACCUUGGACAAGGUGGACCUGAAGGGGAAAAGGGUCAUCAUGAGAGUGGAUUUUAAUGUUCCCAUGAAGAACAAAGAGAUAACCAACAAUCAGAGAAUCAAAGCUGCUCUUCCUAGCAUCAACUACUGUUUGGAUAAUGGAGCCAAGUCUGUUGUUCUCAUGAGCCACUUGGGCAGGCCUGAUGGUAUCCCUAUGCCUGAGAAGUACUCUUUGGUGCCAGUGGCUGUGGAGCUCAAAUCCUUGAUGGGCAAAGAUGUUCUGUUUCUGAAGGAUUGUGUGGGUCCAGAAGUGGAGAAAGCCUGUGCUAACCCACCCAAUGGUUCCAUCAUUUUGCUGGAGAAUCUCCGCUUCCAUGUAGAAGAAGAAGGGAAAGCCAAAGAUGCUUCUGGGAACAAGAUCAAAGUGGAUCCAGCCAAAGUAGAAGCCUUCCAAGCUUCCCUUUCUAAGCUGGGGGAUAUCUAUGUCAAUGAUGCUUUUGGUACUGCUCACCAUGCCCACAGUUCCAUGGUGGGAGUGAAUCUGCCCCAGAUAGCAAGUGGUUUCCUCAUGAAGGAGCUGACUUAUUUUGCCAAGGCCCUGGAGAGCCCAGAGAGGCCCUUCUUAGCCAUCUUGGGCGGAGCUAAAGUGGCGGACAAGAUCCAGCUGAUCAACAAUAUGCUAGACAAAGUCAAUGAAAUAAUCAUUGGUGGUGGGAUGGGUUUCACCUUCCUCAAGGUGCUCAACAACAUAGAGAUUGGAACUUCUCUUUUUGAUGAAGAGGGGGCCAAGAUCGUCAAAGACCUGAUGGCCAAAGCUGAGAAGAACGGUGUCAAGAUCACCUUGCCUGUUGACUUUGUCACAGCGGACAAGUUUGAUGAGAAUGCCAAGACUGGCCAAGCCACCUUGGCCUCUGGCAUCUCUGCUGGAUGGAAGGGUUUGGACUGUGGCCCUGAGAGCAGCAAGAAGUACGCAGAAGCUGUGGCCCGGGCCAAACAGAUUGUGUGGAAUGGACCUGUUGGAGUAUUUGAAUGGGAACCCUUUGCACGGGGAACCAAAGAGCUAAUGAACAAUGUGGUGGAGGCCACCAGCAGGGGCUGCAUCACUAUCAUAGGUGGUGGGGAUACUGCCACUUGCUGUGCCAAAUGGAACACUGAGGACAAAGUCAGCCAUGUGAGUACUGGGGGUGGUGCCAGUCCGGAGCUGCUGGAGGGCAAAAUCCUCCCUGGGGUGGCUGCUCUGAGCAAUGUCUAAAGGUUAGCACUUUCCUGUCUGCUGGUUUCUGUGUACAACCCAUCAAACUUGACCCUGCAGUGCUUCCUUGUCCCUUUCUCCUUGGCAUUAGGCAAGUUUCUCCCUCAAGACUCAACCAGGGGCCAGAAGAUGGGCCAAUGAGAGCCCCAGAAGCAACUCAUCUCCUCUUGUU
This is a messenger RNA of Gracilinanus agilis (Agile Gracile Mouse Opossum), 1445 nucleotides long. RefSeq names its product phosphoglycerate kinase 1-like. NCBI's taxonomy places the organism in Eukaryota, Metazoa, Chordata, Mammalia, Didelphimorphia, Didelphidae. Gene Ontology annotation, biological process: glycolytic process; gluconeogenesis. The transcript has a single exon. Gene Ontology annotation, cellular component: cytosol. The record is from RefSeq and is a predicted model, not a curated record. The coding region runs from base 83 to 1273 and encodes 396 amino acids. Gene Ontology annotation, molecular function: ADP binding; ATP binding; phosphoglycerate kinase activity.